This is a messenger RNA of Acromyrmex echinatior (Panamanian leafcutter ant), 1842 nucleotides long. RefSeq lists its product as uncharacterized. The record is from RefSeq and is a predicted model, not a curated record. Gene Ontology annotation, molecular function: RNA polymerase II transcription regulatory region sequence-specific DNA binding; DNA-binding transcription factor activity, RNA polymerase II-specific. Lineage: Eukaryota; Metazoa; Arthropoda; Insecta; Hymenoptera; Formicidae. Gene Ontology annotation, biological process: regulation of transcription by RNA polymerase II.
AGGUUCCUCGUGGUAUCUCAAGAGCUUCCCCCUUUAGUUUUAUUAUUUUACAUUAUUGAAAAUUUGUUUGACAUCGUGCUAGAAUACUAAGACGUGGAAAUACAAUAUUUCUCGCAAUAUUUACAUUAUAAACUAUAUUUUACUUGAAUAUCAUUCAAAAUAUAAAACAAAACAAACACGCAUCUUGACACACAUCUCGGAUUCAUCACACAUCUCAUACGCAUCUUACGUACUUGCGUAUUGGCUCGUCCAGAUUAUCUUCUCGUAUUUUGAAUUUCCACUACAAUUCCGAGCCUCGCUAAUAUUAAAUUUCUGGCUGAUAUUUUGAGAUCUCGGCUGAAUAAUCAUGUCGCAUGAAAUUAAACCGCAAGUCUAGUCGCGACUUCGUUUCGAGACGGAUUACAUCGUAUUUGAAUAAUGUGAGAUUUCAUCUCGCGAAAUUGAGACGAUGUUCGCGUCGACGCGGCGGAUGAUAUAAAUACGCGGAAAACGAAGGAUGUGUUAAAAAAUUGAAGACUCCGCGAGAAAAGCGGAGAACUUGGCAAUGGGUUCAUAUUGAUUGUCAUGCCGACGUGAGGGAAAGUGCGGGUGAAAAAAUGUUAGCUGCGACGGAUGCGGAACAAGGCGCGAACAAUAGCGUGAUAGUGUCGCAGUUAGCGAAUUCGCACACUCCACAGGAUUUCACGGUCUCACGCUUGCUAUCCACGCCGACGCACUCCUUGGAUUGCAGCGAGACCUCUUCUACUGCUGGGAACAGAAGACCCAGGAGAAGCAGGACUACCUUCUCGGCGCAACAGUUGGCCGCGUUGGAAAGAGUCUUCGAGAAGACGCACUAUCCGGAUGCCUUCGUCCGCGAGGAACUGGCGACCAGGGUGUCUUUGUCGGAGGCUAGAGUGCAGGUGUGGUUCCAGAACAGGCGAGCAAAAUUCCGACGUAAUGAACGAAGCUCGGCGAUGAGCCGGGGUGUCUCCGCGGGUAGAGAAAUAGAGACCGCGCUACCGCUACGUCCUAUCCGGGUGUCGCAUCCUCCGCAGCAUCCGGCGGAGAGUAACGCGGAAUCGUCACCGGGCGCAGCUACCACCCAAGUAACAGCGCAGUAUUCUUACGGCGAUUAUUGGCGAACGACGCCGCAGCAUUACGCGGUGCAAACCGCCGCGACCGCCGGUUGUCACGGCUUCGCUGCAAACGGCGGCCUGGCGAACAUGAGCUUGCCGCCAUACCAUCAUCAUCAGGCCGACAUCCACCACGGCACCCUCGACGGAACCGCCGUGAACGGCCUGAGCGCUUUGAGGCUGCGAGCGCAUCCCUACAGCUCGACAUAUCCAGCGAUGCACGCGAGUAUGUGACAUUGUUCCCGGAAAUCGAAUCUUCAAAACGCGAGAAUGUAACGCUAGGCCUCUGAACAUGUAAUUUAGAUCGAGAGAAUUUAAGCUUCCGAAAUCAGACUUAAGGCUCUUGAGUAGUCAUCGCAACCAUAUUGAAUCGUAACGUCAGAAGCGAGAAAUGACACGUUAAUUUUUAUUACGUGUCAUUUAUAAAUAGAGACAAUUUGGAUAAAACAAAAUGAGAUUGCUUUAAAACAUUUGUAAAAAUGGACGAAAACUAUCCCCCCCUAACAGUCAGGAAAUAAUCGUAAAAGGCAUCAUAUGCGUUGAAUAAAAGCACUUCAUGUGCCUUUUAUCACUUUUUACGAUUAUUUACUGACUGUCAGGGGGCAUAACGUGUCAUUUCUCGCUUCUGAUGUCAUGAUUCAAUAUGGCUGUGAUGACUACUUAGGAGCCUUAAAUUAUAAAAGAAUGAUAUUUUUCGAAGAAACAAUAUAUGUAUAUGGAAAGAAUGAUU